AUGUCGGAUGUUGUGAGUUUCUAUCGGUUUUUUUGUAAUUAUCGACGAUUUAUUGUCGAAUUUCAGCAAGCUCUCGCUCAGAAAGACCUCGGAAACUCUGCGUACAAGCUGAAAGAUUUCGAAGCCGCGCACGCGCACUACGACAAGGCCAUCGAGUUGGAUCCGAAUAAUGUCACCUUCUACAACAACAAAGCUGGUGAGAUUGCGCGGAAAAUACGGAAAGAUUCAAAUUUUUCAUCGAUUUUCUUUCAGCCGCCUACUUCGAGGAGCAAAAAUACGAGGAGUGCGUGAAAUUGUGCGAGCAAGCGAUCGCGAUCGGACGUGAAACUCGCGCCGAUUACAAACUCAUCGCCAAGUGAGUGAAUUUUACGGAAAAAUUCAAAAAAUUGCACAUUUCAGGGCGAUGGCACGUGCCGGAAACGCUUUUCUGAAGCAGGGCGACGAGAAGUUGGCGCUAAACUGGUUCCAGCGUUCUCUCUCGGAAUCGCGCGAUCCGGAGCUCGUGAAGCGGGUGAAAGAGCUCGAGAAGUCGAUCAAGGAGAAGGAACGCCUCGCGUACAUCGACCCGCAGCUGGCGCAAGAGGAGAAGAACAAGGGAAACGAGUACUUCAAGAAGGGCGACUAUCCGUCGGCCAUGAAACACUACAACGAGGCCGUCAAGCGCGACCCGGAGAAUGCUAUUCUGUACUCAAACCGCGCCGCGUGCCUCACCAAGCUGCUCGAAUUCCAGAGAGCUCUUGAGGACUGCGAGACGUGCAUCAAGAAGGACCCCAAGUUUGGUUAGUCUUUUAGAGGUUUCUAUGCCUGUUUCCUCUCCCGAGAAAGUUAAAAAAACAAUUUAAAAAUUUCAGUGAAAGGAUACGUGCGCAAAGGAUCGAUUCUGCAGGCGAUGAAGGAGUGGGGCAAGGCGCAAAGGGCCUACGAGGACGCGCUUCAGGUGGAUCCGUCGAACAACGAAGCACGCGAAGGCCUCUCGAACUGCAUCGCGAACAACGACGAGGAUCCGGAGAAGGCGAAGGAGCGGCUGAUGAACGACCCGGAAGUGCAGGAGAUUCUGCGUGAUCCGAGCAUGCGCAUGAUCCUCGAGCAGAUGAGCAACGACCCGGGAGCGGCACGCGAGCAUCUCAAGAAUCCGGAAAUCUUCCAGAAGCUCAUGAAGCUCCGCGACGCCGGCGUCAUCUCGUUGCGUUAA
Molecule: messenger RNA, 1192 nt
Organism: Caenorhabditis sp. 36 PRJEB53466
Lineage: Eukaryota; Metazoa; Nematoda; Chromadorea; Rhabditida; Rhabditidae
Source: the annotation of a GenBank genome assembly